UAUUCUGACUUUUUAGCAAGAGAACAGUCGGAGUUAGCCGGUCUGGAAGAUGAUAACUUUGGCGAAGGGCAACAGUUCACACAAGACUUUGAUGGGUUUGCACAAAAUCAAGAACAAGUAACAGUGGCUCAGAGUAAUGGGCCAAGUAACAUGUAUGAGGCAAUAUCCCAGCAAGAUACCACGAGAGCAGUUCCAGAGAAAAUAAAAAUCUGGCGUGAAGAACAAAAGACAAGACUGGAGAAAAAAGACUCUGAAGAAGAAAAGCGUAAAAAAGAAUUGAAAGAGAAAGCAAAGAAAGAGCUUGAUGACUGGUACAAACAUCACACGGAACAGUUGGAGAAAACAAAAGAGAACAACAGGGCUGCUGAAACUGUAUUUGUCAAGGAUCGUGAUGAAAAGGUCACCGGUCAAGCAUGGGAGAAAAUAACCCGCCUUUGUGAAUUUAACCCAAAGAACUCAAAGAACACAAAAGAUGUAUCUAGGUUCAGGUCUAUCUUGUUGCAACUGAAACAGACACCAUUAGUGCGUUAGGUAUUGUGUGCAAUUAGAAGCUGAUUGUACAUUUGUCAUUUGUAUGUUAGUCACCAGCAAAUGUUUUAAUAAUUAUGGUAUAUAAAUGUCCAACUUCUAAAAUAAAAUAUUAGUUUUCAGUGAAUAAGUAGAAUUAUUUCUGCAGAAUAAAUGUU
Messenger RNA from Physella acuta, 686 nucleotides. Its product is annotated as clathrin light chain A-like. Gene Ontology annotation, molecular function: clathrin heavy chain binding; structural molecule activity. Gene Ontology annotation, biological process: intracellular protein transport; clathrin-dependent endocytosis. Gene Ontology annotation, cellular component: clathrin coat of coated pit; postsynaptic endocytic zone cytoplasmic component; clathrin coat of trans-Golgi network vesicle. The record is from RefSeq and is a predicted model, not a curated record. Lineage: Eukaryota; Metazoa; Mollusca; Gastropoda; Physidae.